UUGUCGCUAGCCUGGUAGCUAGUUGACAACAAUGGGCGAUAGUGAGCAGGUAGAGUGGAAGUUUAUGAAAUUAUACCUUACCGAUAUUGUAAAAACUAUUUCGAAUAAAUCUGCUACACGGAGGUCGAAAAGAAAACCGGUUUCCUAUCAUGAAGAACAACAGCCGGAGGUGGCCACUCCUCAAAGCUCAGAGAGGCAGCUGAGAACUCCUCAGAGAAACUCCCGGAGGCAAAGUCCCAGGACGCAUUCUAGUGUUCUAAAAGAACAAGAGAGGGGCUUUUCUCCCGUGUCUGGUUCUGGGGAGGAGAGCGACAAGGAGGCCUCCCCACCGAAAAGGAGGAACAGAAUAAGCAGCUCCAAAAAGACAAGAACAAAGUCUCCCUCAAAGGAUUGUGAUGACUGUUCCGGGGCCGAGCCUGGUGAACAGCUAGAAGAGAGCACAAAAAGAAAAUGUAAAUAUAGCAACUCAAAAAAGAAAAGGACCAAUAUUUGCUGCAAGGAGGAGGAUAAUGACAAUUUGUCAGAUGUACAAACUGUGGUGGCUUCCCCCAGAAAAAGGCGGCAAUGUAGUGACUUCAAUGUAUUUGAAGCGGAGACUGAGCCUGAGGUGGAGGAAGUUGUGGAGGAGGAGACUGAAGUGGCCUCUGCUUCUAAGAGGAGGAAGCAGCGCAGCCCCCAAAAAAGAACUACGCCUCGUGGAGAGGACAAAGCUGAAAGUGAUCAUUAUGAAUUGGUAGAACAGGCUGAAGAAACUCCCCCUAGAAAAAAACGUAGCAAGUCUAAAAAGGUAAGAACCAGGACUCCCUCUGAAGACGUGGUGGAAGUUGAAAGUGCCCACUUCAAGACGGAAGAACACGCUGCAGCUGAAGACACAAACCUCAGAAAAAGACAGAGGAGGUCUAAGAAAUCUAAAAAGAAGAGAUCCAAGAGUCCUCCCAAGGAGGCCAGCGACACAGAGAGUGAUGGUGAAUCAGGCAAACAUGUUUCCAAGACCUGGCCUAAGGACUUACAUGAAGAAGAGCGUGACCAAGAUGGCAAGACUCGAUCUAAGGACCUAAGUGAGGAGAGUGACCAAGGCUCCCAGACUGAGCCUAAAGACUUAAGUGAAGAGUGGCACUGUUCUGACCAUUCAGAGGAGUCUGAACAGGAGGUGUUACCUGCAAAGAGAAAAAGAGGACCCAAGAGCAAGAAGACAAUGAAGUUAGAUUCUGAAAACGUCACUGUUAAAAAGAAAGGCAAAAAGCAAGGUGCCGCAUGUUUGAAGGCACCAAGAAUAAGAUUCACACCACCUAUAGAGAAAAGGAUAAGGGUGAAAACACUUCAUAUUUGCAGUUUCUGUGAAAAGGUCCUGCCAAACAGGGCUGCGCUGAGUAGGCACCUUCAGCAUCACACAGGGGAGAAGCCUUACCACUGUGAGGAGUGUGGCAAAGACUACGGCAGCAAAACCACCCUGAAGAUUCACAACAUGCAGGUUCACCACAAGGGGACAAAGGACUUCAUAUGCAAUGAGUGUGACCAACAGUUUACCCACCUCACAUACCUCAAACGCCACAUGUACUCCCACACGGACAAGGAAAAGAGGCCACACCUGUGCAAUGUGUGCGGGAAGCAUUUUAUCCAGAAGUCCCACCUGGACCGCCACAAGAUGAUUCACACCGGAGAGAAACCAUUCAGCUGCGAACACUGCGCCAUGGCCUUCAAUCGGCCGGAGUACCUGCGAAUGCAUCUGAAGCUGCACGUGUCGGGCAGUGAGGGGCCAAAUAUGGCAGAGCAAGAGAAGACGAAGUGCACAGAGUGCAACAAGUGUUUUGUCAACCCAAAGUACCUCAACAUCCACAUGAGAAUGCACACUGGGGAGAGGCCAUACGAGUGUGAGGACUGUGCUAAGAGCUUCACCCAGACCAGUAUUCUCAACGCGCACCGACGUACGCACACUGGGGAAAAGCCACACAAGUGUAAGGUGUGCGGCAGCUGCUUCACCCGUCGCAAGUACCUGGAGGAUCACAUAGGCAGAAAGCAUGGGUCUUUACAGCAAAUGAAGGAACAGCAGGAUGAACAAUGACAACACUGGGUGUUGUGUGGUAAUGUAAUGUUAUGUUACGGUGGGGUCUGGAGAUAUUGGAUGCCUUGAUAAAGAUGAGCAAAAAAGACUGUAUGAAAUAAAUAAUACAAAUACUGAGCUAUAUUGUAUGCAACAUUUUUGUAUUUAUUUUAGGGAUGGAUCCACAUUUACAUAACGGGUACCUGGAAGAAAAUGGGGUGGAGUCAUGCUUUUUUAAUUUCAGUCUAGAGGAGUGUGUAGUUUUUUUUUUAAAUCUAGUCCAGGGGAGAUUUUUUUGUUAUUUGUAAUUGAUGAAAUGUCUGUAUUUCUCAGUGUUAAUGGAUAAGUUACUUAUAAGUCUAUAUAUCGCUGUGUGCCCGAUGCCGCACAUGUCGGCAUGUCUCAAUCAAAUAGACUAUAGGCUAUGAAGUGCAUGCUGGGAGAAGCACAGAACAAAGUUAUAUUUCUAAGAUAGCUGCUGGGAUGGUGUAACUGCAACUAGACUGCAUUACACACUGCAGUGGAUAUUCCAACCCUGAGCCACGACCUGCUCUGCUGUUAUGGCUGUGUUGCUUAUGCCUAUGGUGUCAGUUCAAGGAGUCAUGGUUCUUCCGAUUUUUUGUUGUUGUUUUUGUUUGUUGUCGAUUCGGUCUAGUAAAAAUCGUUCACCUGCACUUAUGGACUGCCCUCUUCAAUUCAAACCACAGGUUUUCAAUGGGGUUCAAGUCUAGAGACUUGAUGUUGAUUUUGUGUUCAAUUAACCAUUUCUGAGUGGAUUUUGAUGUGUGCUUGCCGUUAUUGUCUUGCUGGAAGAUCCACUUGCGGCCAAGUUUCAGCCUCCUGGCAGAGGCAAUCAGGUUUUUUGGCUAAAAUGUCCUGGUACUUGGUGAAGUUCCUGAUGCCGUUGACUUUUACAAGGGCCCAAGGACCAGUGGAAGAAAUGUAGUCCCAUAACAUCAAAGAUCCACCACAGGGCACUCCAUAAGUGCAGAUGAUGGAUAUCAAGGAUCUGGAAAGAUUCUGAAUGGUUUAAGAUCCCUCCCAACGUGUUCUCUAAUCUCAUAAAACAUUUUAGAAGAAGGCUCAGUGUUGUUGUCGUAGCAAGGGGAGGGUGCUGGAGUAUUAAAAACAGGGGAUCCAAUAAUUUUGAUCCCUAUCUUUUUGAGAUUUUUUAUAUGUUAAACAAUCUCUUUCUUUGAGCAAAUGUAUUAGUAUAAAAUACAUCUCCAUUUUUUUUAGUAUACUAUAUAGUUCAGUAUUUGUAUUCUUUUUUUAUAGUCUUUUUCUGUUCAUCUUUGUCAAGGGAUCCAAUAAUUCCGAACUCCACUGUAUAUAGAGAAGCUCAGGCCAGGCUGGACUGUUGCCUAGCGGUUUGUCUUGUGAUGUUGCAGGAUGUUAUUUUCCUGUCAUGCCAUAACAAAAUGACUCUUGGCUGUAUAGUGGUGCCCAUUCUGAAGAUGGAUAUGUAUCCUUUAAAGAUCAUUAAUUUGAGUCCUCAAGUAAACUUUGAUGAUACACACAAUUGUAAUGUUGUUAUUGGUUUUCCAUACAGUGCCUCUGUAAUUAUUGGGACAGUGAAGCAUUUUUUUCUUCUUUUGGCUUUAUACUUCAAAAGUAUGGAUUUGAAAUCAAACAAUGACUACGAGGUUAAAGUGCAGUCAGCUUUAUUUUUAGAUUGUUUUUCAUCCAUAUCUGGUGAACCGUUUGGAAAUUACAGCCCUUUUUGUACAUAGUCCCCCAUUUUAGGGGAGCACUAAUGUGUAUUGAAGUAGUAAAAAGUAAAAUAUUUGGUCCCAUAUUCAGAGCACGCAAUGACUACAUAAAGCUUGUGACUACACAUUUUUUGGGGGAUUUGCUGUUUGUUUUGGUUGUGUUUCAGAUUAUUUUGUGCCCAAUAGAAAUUAAUGCAAAAUAAUGUGUUAUAAUUUUUUGGUAAAUAAGAAUAAAAUAUGUUUCUAAAUAGUUCUACAUUAAUGAUAAUGAAUUAAUGAUACCUUAAUACAUCAUACAUUAAUGAUGAGUUAGAAAGUCGCACAAAUAUCAUACCCCAAAGACGAACCUCUCACCAUUACAGUACCAAUAACAGGGGAGGUUAGCAUUUGGGGGGGAGUGGGGGGUAUGAUAUGUGUAACUUUCUCAUCAUUAUUCAUGAUUCAUUCAGGAUUACCUGUAAUCAUGGUAGCAUCCUCAAAUGAAAGCUGACAGUCUGCACUUUAACUUCAUAGUCAUUGUCUGAUUUCAAAUCAAAACUUUUUGAGUAUAGAGACGAGAAGACAAAAUGCUUCACUGUCCCAAUAAUUAUGGAGGGCACUCUAAACAGUGCAUUCGGAAAGUAUUCAGACCCUUUGACUUUUCCCACAUUUUGUUACCUUACAGUCUUUGAUUAAAUCGUUUUUUCCCCUCAUCAAUCUGCACACAAAACCCAUUAAUGACAAAGGAAAACCCGUUUUUUAGAAAUCUUAGCAAAUUUAUGAAAAACAUAUCACUUUUACAUAAGUAUUCAGACCCUUUAUUCAGUACUUUGUUGAAGCACCUUUGGCAGCAAUAACAGCCUCGAGUCUUCUUGGGUAUGAUGCUACAAGCUUGGCACACCUGUAUUUGGGGAGUUUCUCCCAUUCUUCUCUGCAGAUCCUCUCAAGCUCUGUCAGGUUGGGUGGGGAGCGUCGCUGCACAGCUAUUUUCAGGUCUCUCCAGAGAUGUUCAAGUCCGGGCUCUGGCUGAGACACUCAAGGACAAUCAGAGACUUGUCCCGAAGCCACUCCUGCUUUGUCUUGGCUGUGUGCUUAGGGUCAUUGUCCACUGUGUUCUUGGGGACCUUCAAACUUUAUGCUUACACUUUUGUAUGAUACAUUUUUUUGUUGAGUGAAUUUAUUGUUCUCCAUGCUUAAUCAAUAAUUUUAUACCCCUCAUCAUUUUGAAUUGUUUCCUUGGUGAAUUUGCUUGUUUUGGCCUUUUCACUGGAAAUGUGAACAUAGGUCAUUCAUAAAUCUUCAGGCUUGAUAUAAACCAAAGUGUUUGAAA
Salvelinus fontinalis (brook trout) is the source of this 5062-nucleotide messenger RNA. Its product is annotated as zinc finger protein 892-like. The record is from RefSeq and is a predicted model, not a curated record. Lineage: Eukaryota; Metazoa; Chordata; Actinopteri; Salmoniformes; Salmonidae. Bases 32 to 2062 code for a protein of 676 amino acids. The transcript is spliced from 2 exons.